Messenger RNA from Thamnophis sirtalis, 443 nucleotides. Lineage: Eukaryota; Metazoa; Chordata; Lepidosauria; Squamata; Natricidae. The record is from RefSeq and is a predicted model, not a curated record.
AGAGAGAGGACUAGAGAAAUAAAGAGAAAGAGAGAGGGGGCUCUGAGAUGGCAUUCGCUGGAAUACUGACUGAUGCUGAUAUUGCAGCUGGAUUGCAAAGCUGCAAAGCUGCUGAUACCUUCAGCUGCAAGACAUUUUUCUCCAAAUCUGGCUUGCACACCAAAUCGAGGGAUCAGCUAGCAAAAGUAUUUGGAGUCCUUGACCAGGAUAAGAGUGGCUACAUUGAGGAGGACGAACUGAGAGUAAAGUCAAGUAAGGUCAGUGCCUCAAAUGUCUACUUCACCCCAACUGACAUGAUUGGGACAGCAAAAAGUGAUGCUGGAUUUACUCAAUUUACAAUCAUUUGUUUUAGCGAUCGCUCGGAGUUACAAGGGUACAGAUUUUUGACCAGCCUUCACACCUACAAAGUCACAGAGUUUGUAGUCCUGGUUACAAAGGGUUAA